Molecule: messenger RNA, 1683 nt
Organism: Micromonas pusilla CCMP1545
Lineage: Eukaryota; Viridiplantae; Chlorophyta; Mamiellophyceae; Mamiellales; Mamiellaceae
Exons: 1
Coding region: 1-1683 (560 amino acids)
Source: RefSeq, a predicted model, not a curated record
AUGCCGUCGCUAUGGUCCCGCGUGCGGAUGCUCGACGCGUGUCCGGGGGCGAUGACGACGCCGGAGCACAUCAAGCACGUGCGUCGCCGGAUCCUCGCCCGCCCCCGCGCGCCGUCUCGCGUCGUCCUGUCGAUGUCGCGGUCGUCAAUCUCAUUCGGUUUUUCUUCGCGGGAGGGUGCCCACAGCUGCCGUCAGACGCCAUUCCACGUCCUCACGUCGCGUCCACGCGCGCCGCUGACGCGUCCACGCCAUCUUCGCGCCCCCCCCCACCCCCACCGCGCGCCUCGCACGCAGUGGGUCGUCACCGAGACGGUGUUCAAGCGCGCGCGAGACGAGAUCGACGCGAAGGGGAAAUUCGACCCGAGCUCCCUCGCGGUCGACGACGACGGCGUCAUCACGGGGACCUGCGCCGGGUCGCGCCCGACGGACAAGUAUAAAGUCCGCGUCCACGUCCGCGAGCCGCGCGAGGACGACGACGACGACGACGGUGGCGCGGGGGAGAGGGAGAAGGAGAGGGCGAAGGACGUCGAGGUGCGCGUCGACGGGGCGCCGCGGUGCGUCGUCGAGGCCGAGUGCGGCUGCCCCGCGUCGCACAACGCGGGCGGGUUCGCGCAGCCCGACGUCCCCGGGCAGCCGCCUCGGCGGCGGCAGCCGAAGCGGAGCUGCAAGCACAGCGCGGGGCUGUUGUUCUGGCUGAUGAGGCAGCUGACGGCGGAGACGGACCCGGAGGAGGGGACGACGACGACGGGCGGCGGCGGCGGCGGCGGCGGCGGCGACGGCGGCGGCGACCGCGCGGCGGACGCGGCGGCGGUUCGCGCGUCCGUCGGCGCCGCCGCGGUGACCGCGCCGCCGUCCGCGCCGCGGCCGCCGCGGCCGGUCCCGCCCGGGGGGAAGAAACGGCGAGUCCCGAGCGCGCUGUUGCAGGCCGCGGCGGCGGCGGAGGAACAAGACGUGGCGAAGCGAGCGAAGGCGGCGAAGAAGGCGGGGGCGAAGUCGCCGGCGGCGGCGGCGGAGAAGGUGACCGCGGCCGCGGCGCCUCGCGGUCAGGGCGUUCGGCUUCGACGCGCCGCGGCGGUGAAUAUCAAGACCGAGCCGGGUUUGGAGGAGGAUGACGACGACGGCGGCGGCGGCGGCGGCGGCGGCGGCGCCGGGCCGACGACGACGACGGGCGGGGACGUCGUGGACAAGGUGAAACGCAUCACGGACGCGCGUUUACUCGCCGCGGCGAUGCGGGUGUUAGAGGGAGACCGUCCACGCGAAGACGAGGUCGCCGAUGGCGUCGCCCCCGUGGGCGCGGAAGACGGCGACGUCGGGGGCGAGUCUGUCGUCGCGCCGGCGGCGACGGUCGCGCCGGUGAAGCCGCCGGCGCCCGCGGAGGCGCCGGCGGGGCUGGACGACCUGUUCUCGUCGUUCCUUCCCGCGGCGUUUCGGGCGGACGGCGGCAGCCAGAGCACGGCCGGGACGGCGGCGCCGGCGCCCGCGGCCGCGGAAGUCCAGCCACGCCCCGCGCCGGCGCCGGAGCCUCCGAGUUCCGCGGAGGAGACGGAGGGGACGGAGAAGCCGCCACCGACGACGACAACGACGGACUCGGAGCCUCCGUCGCAGGGCGAGCAAGGCGCGACCGGGCGGAAGAAGAUGUCGUUCGCGGAGAUGAUGGCCGGCGCGGGGCUCAGCGGGUACUAG